CGUGGCGAGAGAGGGAACCGCGCAGAGACCGGAUCUCGGCUGAGCAACAGAAAGAGUCACCUACGGGGCGAGCCCAAGAGACAAGUCGUCUGCGCCCCAGAGAAGCAGCCAGGGCCCGGGCGGAGCUGGCCCAAAGGGGCCUGCAGGACCUAACCUGCCAUCGCUGCGGGCAGAGGCCACAGGAGGGCUCAGUGCACCAGGACAGGUCCCUUGGCCCGAGACUUCCCAGGGUUAACUAUGUGGGGCUGGGGAAGGGCAGGCUGCCCCACAGGCAGGGGCUGGCAGACAAACCACUUGUACCCACCACCAGGCGGAUCCGAACCUGGGUCCUCGGGAGCCGAGCUGGCUCAAGUCUAAACUUCCUACUAGCCAGCUUGUAUCCCUUUGUUCUUGUGUCCACAUUGGUCUUAAGCUUCAAUAAUUCCUCUCCCUCCCUGGUAUUUACCCCUCUGAUAUAUUUAAAAGUGCAAGCAUGUCCCCCCUCAGCCGCCUUUUGGUUAAGGGAAACAAGCCAAGCUCCGUGAGUCUCCUUUCAUACGACAGGUUUUCCAGUCCUCCGAUCAUCCGAGUGGCCCUUCUCUGUACCUGUUCCAGUUUGAAUUCAUCCUUCUUAAACACGGGAGACCAGAACUGCACCCAGUAUUCCAACUGGGGUCUCACCAAUGCCUUGUAUAACGGCACUAACACUCCUUAUCCCUACUGGAAAUACGUUGGUAUACGUCACGCUCUCCAGACCUCGUUUGGGUUCGGAAAGAGCCAGCUGGCACGGAGGGGGCCCUUUCUGCCACCCCCAGGCAGCGGAGUCUCAGGCGCCAUGGAGAAGCCGAUCUGCCUGAUCGAGAACAGCCCCGGGGGGGAGCUGCGGGUGCAGCAGGAGGCGCUGCGGGUGCUGGAGGAGAUCGCCCAGCCCGUGGUGGUGGUGGCGAUCGCCGGGCUGUACCGCACCGGCAAGUCCUACCUCAUGAACAAACUGGCCGGCAGGACGACGGGUGAGAGACGUGGGACCAGCCCUGGGGGCCCGGCACCCGGCAACGUGCAGAACGACGCCUGGAUCUUCGCGCUGGCCGUGCUGCUCAGCAGCACCCUGGUCUACAACAGCCUGGGCACCAUCGACCAGUACGCCCUGGAGCAGCUGCA
Messenger RNA from Pelodiscus sinensis (Chinese soft-shelled turtle), 1137 nucleotides. Lineage: Eukaryota; Metazoa; Chordata; Testudines; Trionychidae. The record is from RefSeq and is a predicted model, not a curated record.